AUGCCUCGUAUGAUUGCUGAAAUCAAAGAUUUCUUGCUGACAGCAAGAAGAAAGGAUGCAAAAUCUGUGAAAGUCAAGAAGAACAAAGAUAAUGUAAAAUUUAAGGUACGGUGCAGUAGGUAUCUGUACACACUAGUCAUCACAGACAAAGAAAAGACUGAAAAACUCAAACAGUCCUUGCCCCCAGGUUUGGCUGUCAAAGAACGCAAGUGAAGAGCUGCAAUUUCAAUGUUCAGAUUUUAUUGAA
This is a messenger RNA of Hypanus sabinus (Atlantic stingray), 247 nucleotides long. Its product is annotated as large ribosomal subunit protein eL38-like. Gene Ontology annotation, biological process: translation; protein-RNA complex assembly. NCBI's taxonomy places the organism in Eukaryota, Metazoa, Chordata, Chondrichthyes, Myliobatiformes, Dasyatidae. Gene Ontology annotation, molecular function: structural constituent of ribosome. Gene Ontology annotation, cellular component: ribosome; cytosolic large ribosomal subunit. The transcript has a single exon. The record is from RefSeq and is a predicted model, not a curated record. Bases 1 to 213 code for a protein of 70 amino acids.